AUGAGCUCUCAUCAUGGAGAGAACGAGCCCUUGCUGGGUAGCAGCUCAACCAGUCAAGGUCAUUCUCAUCCUCCCAUCGUUCGUGAUUUCACCCACCUAGAAGACGUCGCGUCACUAGAUGAACGGACUUUGGCGGAAGAAGAGGUGACACCUCAAGAUGACGAUGUGUCGACGAAACGGCAUCUCGGGCUAACUAGCACUGUCUUUCUGAUAUUCAACCGCAUCAUCGGCACUAGCAUCUUCGCUACACCAAGUGUCAUCCUCCGUGCCUCCGGGAGUGUCGGACUCUCCUUCGUCAUGUGGCUGUUGGGAGCAACGAUCGCUGCCUGCGGUACUGCCGUGUACAUAGAACUGGGGACUGCACUGCCAAAGAAUGGCGGCGAAAAGAACUACCUAGAAUACAUAUACCAGCGGCCCAAGUUCCUCAUGGCCUGUGGCUACGCUGCAUACGCCAUGCUUAUUGGCUGGUCCGCAGCAAACGUCAGCGUCUUCGGAGAAUACGUGCUGCACGCCAUUAACCCCACGCAAACGCCGCCUCCAAUAGCUACCCGACUAGCCGGUGUCUUCUGCAUCACCUUCGCGCUGGUCAUCCACGGCACUCGCCCUGCAUGGGGGGUCCGCUUGCAGAAUGCGCUAGGCGUCCUGAAGCUCAUGGCCCUGUGCGCUAUUGCUCUGAGUGGGCUCGCUGCACUUGCCAGAUUGCCAGGGUUCAAGCUUGACGAACCACCGCGCAAUUUCGAGUGGUCACACAUGUGGGAGGGCAGUGGUAAAGGCGGGGUGAGCGCCUUCGUAACCGGCCUUUUCACCGUUGUCUGGGCCUUCGUCGGGUACUCCAACGCGAAUUACGCCCUCUCCGAAGUGCGCGACCCCGUGCGGACGAUCAAGCUCGCGGCGCCGCUCGCCGUCUUCUCCGUCACGAUCGCGUACCUCCUCGCGAACGUCGCGUACUUCGCCGUCGUACCCAAGGACGAGAUUCUGGGCAGCGGCCGGAUCGUGGCAGCACUGUUCUUUGGCAAGCUGUGGGGCAUUGGUGCGGAGCGGAUCGUGGCUGGGAUAGUGGCAGUGUCGACGUUUGCGAAUAUCAUGACUGUCCUCUAUACACAAGGACGAGUCAUCCAAGCCCUCGGGCAAGAAGGCAUCAUCCCCUUCUCCGCCUUCUUCGCAAGCAACAAGCCGUUCGGCGCGCCCCUCGCGGGCCUCUUCGAGCAAUGGUUCGUGACCACCUCGCUCGUGCUCAGCGUCCCCACAGGGGACGCCUAUCUCUUCAUGAUCAACAUGAUCACCUACCCGAUCUCGCUGAUCAACAUGUUCGUCUCGCUCGGGCUGCUCUACCUGCACACGCCGCUGCGCGCGCGGCUCAGCCCGGGGCUGCACGCGCUCUGGGCGCCGCCUUUCCGCGCGUGGACGUCGGUCGUCGCCGUCUUCUUCCUCUCGAACGUCUUCCUCGUCCUCGCGCCGCUCGUCCCGCCCGCACCGGGCUUCAAGGUGUACGAGAACCUCCCGUACUGGCUGCAUGUGUUGGCGGCGGCGUCGAUCUCGCUGCUGGGCGUGGGGUAUUGGUAUGUGUACUGGCAGUGGUUGCCGCGUCGGGGAGGAUACAAGCUUGUAAGGGAGUGGGUGAGGGAGGAUGGAGCUACGCGGAGCGUCAUACACAAGGUCAAGCUAUAGAUAAAUCACGGAAGCUCUGCCGAGGGAUGUAUUACGUUGCUUCAUAAAAUCUCAUGGGACUUGGGCUGCACACUGUG
This is a messenger RNA of Rhodofomes roseus, 1745 nucleotides long. Its product is annotated as amino acid transporter. Gene Ontology annotation, cellular component: membrane. Bases 1 to 1668 code for a protein of 555 amino acids. Gene Ontology annotation, molecular function: L-amino acid transmembrane transporter activity. Gene Ontology annotation, biological process: amino acid transmembrane transport. The record is from RefSeq and is a predicted model, not a curated record. Lineage: Eukaryota; Fungi; Basidiomycota; Agaricomycetes; Polyporales; Fomitopsidaceae. The transcript is spliced from 13 exons.